AUGGACUUCAAGAUUUAACAAUACAAGCAAUAAUGUCUCGACCAUUGCAACUUACUCCUUUAAAUGAUUUGCGAUAAUGGCCACUGGAAUAAAUUUGAAGAUAUUGAAGUGAUCGAUUAAUCUUAUUACGACAUUUACAACCAAGAAGCUUGGGAUAUUUACAUCUUCCAAAAUUGUGGUCUCUCUGAAUAAUAAAGCAAAUUUAGAAGAUGCAAACUUGGUAAUGAAGGUAUUAAUGACUCUCCUUCUAACUUCGCUUCUGUCAAUGAGCUUUUCCAUUAUAUAAUUGGCAUGAAGAGAAACAUAGAAAACAUGCAAAACCAACAUGAUUGCUACUCUGAAGGCAGCUCAGACCAUAUCUUCUGA
Messenger RNA from Tetrahymena thermophila SB210, 366 nucleotides. RefSeq lists its product as hypothetical. The record is from RefSeq and is a predicted model, not a curated record. Lineage: Eukaryota; Ciliophora; Oligohymenophorea; Hymenostomatida; Tetrahymenidae. The transcript has a single exon.